This is a messenger RNA of Pecten maximus, 11034 nucleotides long. Its product is annotated as zinc finger protein 699-like. NCBI's taxonomy places the organism in Eukaryota, Metazoa, Mollusca, Bivalvia, Pectinida, Pectinidae. The record is from RefSeq and is a predicted model, not a curated record. The transcript has 2 exons. Bases 293 to 3268 code for a protein of 991 amino acids.
GUCAUUUCCGUUCUGAACUUGCGAUGACAGGUCCAACGUCGGGAGGCCCUUUCGCAAACAGCAGGAUGACGAUGACCUAGCCUGCUGACUUGUCCAACAACAAGAAGCUUUGGAUGAAGAACUUCAAAUGUUGGUGGACUCGCCUUACUCAUCUAGGUCAAAUUGUAACACCGCAAGGUAUGGAACAUACUAAAUGUUAGUUUAUGACGCGACAUCAGAAUGGAACCCAGAAAUGCUUUCACAUCCUUAAAGACCCAGUGAUGAAAUUUGUGUUUGAAGUUUGACUACUGCUAUGGAAAGAAGAGAUGGUGUUGAGUCAGUCAGCAUGAUCAACGCAAUUAGUGACGGGUUCAACGUGCUCGCAGAGGAUGAAGGGCGGGGCUUCCGAGGUGAUGGACAGAACAUCCUACAUCAGGGGUCAGUCCAAUUGCCCCCGGAGUACCAGAACACAUGGAAGGACACUUCACAGAUAAGCUAUAAUCACACCUCAAAUGGAGGAAUGCAAUAUGGCAUGCAUGCAUGGAACAACGGAUACGAGAAGAAAGAUAUAACCUCGCAAAUGUUCAGAAUGGACAAUGGCAGUUCAGUAUCUCAAAAUGAUAUUCCACAAGCAGUGCUUAAUAUAAAGGAGGAGGAUCUAGCUGUUCAUGAUUUCACUAAAAUGAAGGAUUAUAAUGAAACACCAGCAAAAGAUCCACCUCAAUAUCAACAAUGGCCAAGACAGUUUGACAAUAAUUAUAAUUUAAUGAAUCAUACCAAUGGUAACUCAAUGAAACCUUCUCUCCCCGAUAGUCAUUCCACAGCCAGUAGUACCUUUCCUGCACAGGAAUCCAUCAACUCGUCUCCCGAACAAAAACCUGUAGGAUCAUAUACUGCUCCCUAUGUACAGAUUAAACAAGAAAAUUCCAGCAACCUCAAUAAUGUACAUUGUAACCAAAAUGGUGAUCAGAAAGGACAACCCUGGCCAGGAAACGGAGUUGAUACAAAACUUAAUGUGUCAUCUGGAGAUUCUUACACUAUGCAACGAGAAAUUUAUCUCAGGGAUAGCUAUUCUGUGAUACCACAAACAUGUGCCUCCCCUGUAGCACUGAAGAGGGAACCAUGUGACUUGAGUGGUAAAAAUGACUGUUACCAACCUUCAGUGGCUAAGUAUCCCCGUACGGAUGUUACAUCAUCAACUUUGGUUGAAAAUGGAGAAACCUCGCCGCCACCAGGGUCUCAAAAAAUGAUUUCCCUUCAGCCUGUCAAACUAGAGCCAACCCUCCUUAGCAUUCCUGGAGAUCACAAUAUGAACAUGAACCAACAUUAUCCUGGCCAUGUUCCUUACAAGUAUAAUGACAAGCCAGGAAAUUACAAUGGAACACGUGUAGAUGGAUCUUACGGACAGGGAAUGGAAGAACCAGAAAGAAACUGUCUUGGGAAGUCAGUAUCUGCAUCUCUGAUGUCCCUGCAUGAUUUUGCCUAUGCCUGGAACCCAGGAAAUGAACCAUACACAGCUAUGGUAGGUUACAGGGCCACCAUUAACCACCCCAGUCUUUCUGUAGAGCUCAGUAACACUGCAGCUACCAACACCUAUAGUGAUAAUACUCAGAUAACGCCAAACAUGGUCAGUAAGAACUGUGAUACUACAAUGAAUUACUCGAAACACAGAGGAAAUGGUCUGGAUGAAUCCCUAUGUAGUAAUGAAAAUUAUGCAACCUUGUGCAAUUUAGAUCAAAGCACAAGCAGUUCUUUCCAAAGUAACGAUGGAUUUGAUUCGAGUAGCUACAGCGUAGGAAACUCCGUUCAGAAUGACGCAGACAUGGAUGACAGUUUUGGCAAACCAUUUAGGAACGUGGAGUCGGAAUACAAUCAGGAUGAAAAUGGAGAAGAAGAUAACUGCCAGAAGCUUAUGUGUCGUUGCGGAAUAUGCGGAGACACAUUUGACACGAGCAUCAGCCUCAGAGCUCAUGUCCGUAUGCACACAGAAAGUAUAGCACUCCAAUGUGAAAUUUGCAAUAAGAAAUUCAAAAACAAAGUUGAACUCAGAACACAUUGUGAAAAUCAUGAUGAGGAAAAGGUUUUGGCCUGUGAUGUCUGCGACAAAACCUUCGAAAAGAAAAGAUGCCUAAAGUCUCACAUGCGUACACAUUCAGGUGAGAAGAAGAAACUGCACAAAUGCGAGGUUUGCGGCCGCCAGUACGGCACACUUCAGGGUUACCUUGUUCACAAGGACUCGCAUGGCAUUGACACACCUCACGAAUGCUCAACAUGCGGAAAGAUAUUUGGACAUGAAGAUCUUCUGUCAUUCCAUAUGAAAACUCACACAGACAUUUUCACAUUCAUGUGUCACGUCUGUGACAAGAAGUUUGGAAACAACCGUGAACUACAGAAACAUCUUAGCAAACACACUGGUCUACUGCCCUUCCAGUGUAGUACAUGUAAUGAUUCAUUCUGCGAUGAUUAUACCCUUCAAAUGCACAUUUCCGAACACACUGGAGAAAGUUUCCACAUCUGUGAAGUUUGUGGGAAAUCGUACAAAGAUAUAUUAGCCAUGAAGGAGCAUCAGAAAAGUCACUCAGAGGAAAAACCAUUUAUCUGCGAGAUUUGCUGUAAGGGGUUCAAAUCAAAGACAAAUUUACAUGAACAUUAUCGAAUUCAUUCGGGGGAGAAGCCCUUUGAAUGUCAUGUCUGUGGGAAGCGGUUUCGUCAGAGCUCCAUCCUGAGAAACCAUGUUCGAAUUCACACCGGGGAGACGCCCUGGGAGUGUAACGAGUGUGGAAAGAAGUUCAGCUUUAAGGGUAAUUACACUCGUCACCUUUGGUCUCACACAGAGGAAAAGGAACGUACAUGUCGCGUCUGUGGAAAGAUAUUCACUGACAUGAUAGGAUUGAAGCAACAUCUGGAACGGCACACCCGUCAAUCAAACCAGAAGCCAAAGUCCUUCAAGUGUAAUAUCUGCGACAAUGAAUUUGACCGAAGUCGUACCCUGCAGAUGCACAUGAAAGUGCAUACAGGGGACUGUCCAUUCACCUGUGACAUCUGUGAGAAGACCUUCGUCUCCAAGAUUGAUCUCAACAAGCAUGUCAAACUGCAUGAUGACGAAAAGAGUUUUCGCUGUGAUGUAUGUGACAAGUCAUAUGUGGACAACGGCAGACUGCGACGUCAUAUGAAGAUUCACAUGGGCCUAAAACCAUUCAAGUGUGACGUCUGCUCUUCGACCUUCACGGAGAAGUAUCACCUGACAAAGCACCAGAAGACUCACCAGAAGGACACAGAGGACAAAUGAACAGUACCCUGUUAAUUAUAAGAUAUUUAUUUUUGUGUUAUUUAUCAGGAAGUAACCUGCACAUUAAAGGCCUUGUGUUCAUUCACAAGUAGAUAAUAUAUAACAAGUAAAAUCAUCCAGCUCAUUUAGAUUAAAAAAAACAUUUAGCAACUUUAAAUUCUUUUGCAAGUAUCAUUUGAAGCUCAAUCUUCAAAUAAGUACAGUGUAUUCACAAAGAGAUUUUUGUACUUCAACUGAAUGUUCAAAUUAUUUUGUCUAAUGUAAAAAAAGAUAUUCUAACUUAACAUGAACACUGUUUGUGGCAAUCAAUUUUUUGUGAUGCAUGUGUUCAGAAAUUUAAUAUCAUUUAAUAAAAUGAGAAUCUUUUCAAUCAUGUUUCAUGAUGAUAAUUCUAUAAAGCCUAAAUCCCGUAAUAUAAGUAUACUGUAUACAGGCUAUAGAUUGAGGUAUCUAAGUUUUUAUAGGGAGAUUAUGCUUUUUUGUUAGGUUCCAUUCCGUGAUCUCUAUAAUGUUACAUGUACCUGAGAUACUGAUAACAAAUUUAAGAACCUAGAAUGAUGAGUGGUCUGUAGAAGUAAUUUUUAUACAUACUAACAUUUGAAUGCUUUUGAGUUUCUUUUUAAUGUGUUUGGUUUGGGUAAGGAUCUAUAUAUGUAGUCUUAUUGUACCUUAAUAAUUGUACAGGCAAUAAAGAUGAGAUAUUUUUAUUGUUUUGUAAUGAACAAUACUUGUUUUGAUACCUAGUGUGUGCUGGUUUAAGUAUUAAUGUUGAAUCAUUGUCCUGUGGUUUCUUGGUUUCAUUUAAAUGUAAUCAAAUUUUAUUUCAUCGAGCACACUUUCCCAGAGAGUCAUACAUAAAGAGGGGUCUCUAUAGGAUUUCAAUAAUAACUAUGUUUACUCGGCUUAUAAACUGGGAAUAUAUGGAAUGCGAAUGUAUGUGACUGUUACUUGAUACUGAGUGUGUUGCUGAAACGGUAUGAAGUGAUCAUGAUUAAGAAUAAGUUUUAUUUUGGGAUGAUGGAGAUCAAUGUAUUGAUUGCUGAAAAGUGUUGGUUGAUGCAUGUACCAUAUUUAUCCAACAAUAAGCCUAUGCCUGGUAAUAAACCUGUGCAUGAAUUGUGGUUCAGUGAAAAUUGCGAAGAGACACUGUUUCUUAAUACUGCAAUAAGCCCACCCCCUACAUCCGAGUCAAAGUUGAGGUGUCGGGUUCCCUGGGCUUAUUACAGGAUAAAUAUGGUAGAUGUGGUAGUUAUCUUAUGUAUACUUAUCUCUGUAGUGGUGCCCGAAGAAUAUAAUAUAUCAUGUUUCCCUAAUUUCAGCUGUCUUGUUUGAAAGGAUAUGCAAGAAAGAGGUUAACAUAAUGAUUAAUAGUUAAUGUAAAUGAGAGCAGGUCUCGGGUGUCGUUUGUUUACCCAAUAAGAUGUUAAACAUAUUUACUUUUUUAACGAGCACCUAAUGUUCAGCAAGAGUGAAAUGCAGGUUGAGAGUGUUGCGGUCAGACAUGUUUAUACCAACACUGGAUAGCAUUACUCAAACGAGAAGGCUUGAGCAGGAUAAGAGGUAUCAGGGGUAUGAUGGAAUGAUGGUGGAGGCGUAACACUUAAAGUUAUGGCUAGGGUAGUUAGUUAUGAAUAGUUUCUCUCAUCACUGUUAGGAGCCCAUGUAGUCAUGAAGGAGAGCUUGUACAAGGGAACAAAAGAUGAUGAUGAUGAUGAAUGAAUAUGAUGAUGAUGAUGAUUUUAUGCAAACACAGACACAGAAUGAUAUGAUGUGUGUCUCCAUCCUUGCCUUAACAAAAAUGCAAAUUUUUGUAAUCAUUUUUAAAUUUUUGACUGUUAUAUUUAUUGCCAAGUUAUGGCACAAUUAUUAACGAUCAUAGUGUAUUAAUUGUCACGCGUACCAUUGUAUCUUCAGUCUGGGCGGUGCGUCAUAUUAAUAUAUAGUUAACACAUUGUGGAAAUAUAAAACUUUCACAUGAGAUUUCUAUAUUGCUAUGUAUUUCGUAGUUAUGAAAUGGCAUAUAUGGUUUAUAUAUUACAGUAAUUUAUUUCCUGUUGGUGUUAUUUGUUAAAUCAUUCAGAUUUGUAUUAUAAUCGAAAUUCUGUGUUCAAUCCUGUAUCUUAAGUAGUGAAUGUUGAUUUGUCAUUACAGAACAUUCCACUUAAUAUCAAGUGUCAGAGGAAAAUGUGUUCUUGGAUUGAUAAAAAAACUGUUUUACUUCCAAAAACAAAUGAUAAAAAUAUUGUUUUUUCCUGUCGAAACAAACAUUUACUAUGAAUUAGAGUUUGUGUCUGUUUUAACAGCUUAAGAAAUCAAAAUUUAAAUUUUACAUUUGAAUUGUCUUUGUCAUAUGGUAGUACAGUAAAAGGUUUUUUUGUUUUUUUUAUUAUUAUUUGAAAAAGAGAGGAACAAUAUCAUCUUCAAAAUAACAAGCUUAAUGAUAACAAAGUCACUAUAGACGUAUAAAUCAGUCUGUAUAUACUUACUACAUAGAACAAUCUUAACACAGUAACUGGGGACACAGGUGACAUUAAGUGGAAUCCACUGUACGACAGAGUGAUACUAUUAUAGAAUGUUGUACAUCGUGAUAUAAGACCUCUCGUUUAAGCUACUCGUGCUGCCUUAUCACUUUAUUAAAUAUGUAAUGUCUGAACAACACCAUCCAAACUGUUGUAUUUUACAACAGAGUGCAGUAAAAGAGUUUUAAUAGUUUCCGAGAAUAUUUGCCCAUAUAAGUUAUCUGCCCUUACUGUGGAAGAGUUUUUUUCCUUAUACAUUUGUAUAAAUUUGGUCCUUUCCAUAAAACUGUCCGACUUCUUGGUGAAUAUAUUCAUUGGUCCCCACCUGGAGAACUGUCCAGUUUCAUCAGUGGCAGACUCCCAAAAGUUGUCUGCCCUUAUCUGGGUGAAUAAUAUCUAGUUUUCUGUUCUUUUAGAACUACACAGUUACUAGUUAUUGGCCGUUUCCAGAGCUGUCUCCUUGCCAAAUGGUCUAGCUAUGUGUUAAUUGAAAUCAACUCUUUAUCCUGUUUGGGGUAUUAAAUUACCUUCAAUGUUAAAACUGAUUUGCAGAUUUUAUUUGCGAAUCAGUCAGGAAGUAGGGGAUAUAUCGUUCCUAGUCUAAUCCUCCAAUAGGACAUGUCUUAUGAAAAUGACGAUAGGUUGAUUAGUCAUUGGUAAGCCUGAAUUCUUCUGUAUAAAGGGGAGAUAACUUGUGUGUACUCGGAGUCCAUUAAGACAAUCUUUACUGUCAUGUUUUUUUCAUUACCGAAUCAUAUGAUUAAUUACUUACACUUGUCUUUCAUAAACUGUUCAUUAUUGAGUCUUACAUUUUAUGUACCAUCAGGUUAAGGUUUUUUUUUUUUUUUUUUCAUGGAUGAAUCUUUUAAAGAUUAAAUAAUAGAAAAGGAAAUGUAAUGAAGUCCAAAUUUUGCAGGAUCAGUUGAUGAAAUAACUGAUAAGACUUAACAUCUUGAAGUCAAUAGUGAACAUCACGUUAAUAAAUGAAAUUUAUUGAAAUGUUCAAUUCUUUGUCAACCGUUUUUGAAAAAUAUUGAACAAUAUUACGGUUAUGAAUGAUUUUUUGAAGUAUUAAACUAUUUUAUACAUUAUACAGUUAUAAACUAAGAUGUUAUUAUUUUGAAGUUCCAUCUUUGUAAAUCACUAUGCACUUUUGAAAUGUUGUUAUACUGGUGUUGAUAUGUGAUAAUGAUUAUGUCCACACACACACACAGUUAAUGGGAGGUUAUUUCUAUGGAGUCCUGUGUGGCCUCUUUGAUAAUAAACUAAAAGUUGAAGUGAUGUUUUGAUAUAAUUAGUGAAGGUGGAUUGUGAUACUGUAUAUGAGGAACUUUUAAUCGAGGUAUAAUUUCCACAUUUUCCCUGUUCCAAAUAAUUACUGUAACCAGUUACAAUGAUUUCUAUGUAAGGGAUUAAAUCAAAACCAAGCUUUACAGGAAGAUAUUGAUCACGAGUAACAGGACAAACAUUUCCUUGUGUGAAGUAGUUACAAACAUCAGUACUAGGCCAUGAUUAAAGACUACAUAUAGGUUUUAUAUAUGGCCGAGUUUCUUAGUUUUAACAUCUCAGAUCCUUUUUGAGUCGGAUAAACAUUCCCUUAGGAGAAGUUUAAAUUUUACAACCAGAUGCUUCAUAUCCAUCUUAAAUUGUGUUAAUGCUGGGACAAGAAUUUUGAAAGUUUUCUUUUUUGUAGUUUGUUGAUGUUAUGAAAUAGAUGUUUGGGAUGCAUGGCUUUUGAUCUGUGGAAUUCAUUGGACUUCAAUGGUUUGUCUUGAGUGUGUGGGGUGUUUUUUGCAAUGUUACAAACAAACAAAAUGCAAUCAUAGAAAUGACUGAUCAAUGUAAUUUUUUAUUAGUACAUCGAGUUGUUUGACAGAAAAUGAAUGCAACUCUCAUAGAUCUUAAAUAAGGUAAUUCGUGAAAUGUAUUUAAAAGUACGAUUUAAAAUAAUAGUUAGCCUUCGAUACUGGUACAUGUUUGUCGGGGAAAAAAUUGUGGUAGAAUAUACUAAAUGUGAUUAAUACAUGAUUGAAUAUGUAUCUUAUCUCUUGAGGGUCCAUUUUCCAUAAAAAGUUCUUUAAUUUUCCUUAGAGAUAAUAAUACAAUGAUGGCUAUCAAUUCUAAUAGAUUGCAGAUUGAUUGAAGCAUACAUCUGUGACUAAAGACACUCCCAUUACCUGUUUACACCUAUGCCUUGCACAGCAUGUGCUAAUUUAAUACUCAUUAUAUCAAAGGUUUGAAAACCUGUAGUUGUUUGUUUACAUACAUAUUCAGUACUGUUUGAAUUUCCAUUUAAGUUUGCAUAUUUUCAAUAUUCAUUAAGAGUUUGAAUAAUCAAUGUUUAUUCAUUACAUUGAUGUAUGAAUAUACAUCCAUGUUUAAGUAUUCAUUGAAGUUUGAAGAUUCAUUGAUGUUUGAUAUGAAUUGUUUCCCAUAUAAAUCAUGUAUUUAUUUUUUCAUCUGUGUGUUAAAAUUUAUAUCCACUUACACUGUUAUCAUAUAUAGUAGUUCUUGUUAUUGGUGGAAAAUUAGUCAUAUUUUAUUUUAUAAUAAUCCUAAUUCAUACAAGGUGUUUGGCCGUGUUUUUAUUCUGCCUGGGGUUUUGUGCAUGUGAGAGUUUAUUUAUGAUGUAGAGUUUUUACUAUAUGUCAAUUUCAUGUAUUUUUUUCAUGGUUUUUUUUUUACUUCCAUUUUAUGUGUUACAUGCAUCACUGUGAUGCACUCGAUGUUUAGAGUUUUAUUGUUAAUCCAUUAAGUUACAUACAUAGGCAGAAAAUUUCACAGUCUCAUUCAUAUAAAUGACCUGAUGGUGUAAACAAAAACAAACAGGAUCCAUUGGUGUUUGAUUAUAAUUUUGUUCUCAUAAGUAUAAUAGAAUUUAUCCAAAAACCUGCUCAAUGUUUCUGCUUCACAGUAAAAAAAAAAAAAAAUAGAAUAAAAAAAUUUAAAAACAAAAAUACAAACCAAAAAAAAACCUACAAAAAAUGUCAGAAACUUUGACGUAGAUAUUUUGAAAAGGAAUGAUUGUUUAAAUUACAUCAUGUGAAAUUGUUUGGUCCAGGUUUUUUCCGUACGACUUAUUUAAAUAUAUGAGGACAUUCUCUUACAAAAAUGUAAAAAAAAAAAACACCACCAACUUCUACACCAGCUAUUUUUGCUCAUUAAACUUGAACAUUUUAGUUUAUUUGAUAAUUUUGUAUUUAUUUAACAUCAAUAUUAAUUUCAGGUUCCUUAGUGCAGUAUAUUAAAUGAUAAAAGUAUAGAACAUAUACAUUGAAUUAAAGAUAUACAGGAUCAUUCUUUAAAAUACCUGGAAUUGUUUUUAACUUUGCUAUGAAUUGAAAUUAGGGCAUCUGUUUUCAAGUAAUGCUGCCAACAUUGUGUGAUUUACUAAACAAUUCACAUCAAUGAGACAGAUUAUUUAAUCAUCAGAAGAGAACAAAUUACUUGCUAUUUUGAUAUCUCAGAUUUGAAGUAAAAGAUUAUUGUGAUACAUAGGUCAAUAUGUUAAAGCUGGGUGAUAGUAUUGUAUGACAGAAGAGGUUGUCUGAAUUUCCUUUUCUGUUCAUUUCACAUGGUUUUAAGUUGAACUUGUUCCUAGAAAGGUCUUUGACAGCAGAUGAGGUUUGUCACAUGUUCUUCUCAACCUCCAUUCCUGUUUCAGGCAGCUAAAAUUGAUUACCAUUGAUUAAUUCAUUUAAUGAAUUGAUUUUCUCAAAUUAUUCAAUUAAUUUUUCCAUAUAGAUGAAGUAUCAUUCUUCAAUUGAUUGAUUUUUCUGUAAUUUACUAAAUAUGAUUUAUGUUGAUAAUUUAAUUUUUUUUAAACAAUUCAUUGAAUGAAUUAAUUGGUUUAUUUUAGAUUGAUGAAGUACUGUUAGAUUUGUUUUACAAUAAUUUCAUUUCAUCUCCAUUUUGAUUUCCAUUGUAAUUUAAUGAAUGUAAUUAAGUAGGCUUGGAUGCUGGAUAGUAGAUUGGGUGUGGGUUUAUUGUGUAAUUAGUCCUGAAUCAUUUAUAUCAUUUUGUACCUAAAGAUUUGUAGAGAAGGAAAUCAUUCAUAUCUUGAAAAGAUCAAUAAUAGGCAAAAUUUCUUCAGAUGUUUGUUUUUUUUAAAAGGGGAAAAAAAAAGAAAAAGAAAAUCAUGCUUUUCAAUUGAAAGAUUUGGUUACUACACUUGUGAAACUAGAUAUGUUCUUGUGAUAUUUGAGAGUUCAUUUUAGAUCAAACAACACACUAAUGUAGCUAUAUACUGUAUAAUUGACAUGGAAGCAAUACAUUAUUUACUAUAACCAUAUUUGUGUACAAACCUAAGUAAUCGGUCAUUAGUUGUUCCAAGGAAGGUUACUGGUCCAACUGUGUGUAGUAGGGAGGUUUAUCAGACAAGGUUCAUCAGAAAGAUAGGUGGUUGCUGGUAUUCUGAUGUUUUCAUGUUAAAAAGAGUUACCUCCACUGCUGCAAACAGUUUAGCUUUAAAUUAUUGGGGAAUGUGAAUGAUUCAAAGUAUUUGGUUACUGCUUAUAAAGGGAUUAAUACUGUGAUUAAAAACAGCUCUCACAGUCAAAAAAGAACUCAAUAUCUGUUCUUAAACACGAAAUGGAAAAUUUUAUUUUUACUACAAGAUUGAUCAAGUAUUGAACAGAUUUACUAUCAGAUCAUUAAAAGUUCACUUGAUUAAAGAAAUUUUUGGAACUCUAGAAAAAUAUCUUGUUGCAUGUUGUAGAUAGGAUCAGAAAUAUGAAUUCGAGGUAAAAUAUUCUAGUCAUAUAUUGACUGUGUUAACAAGAAAACAUUUCAGUUUUUAAACUCCAGAUAUAAUUUUAUAUUGCUUGUUGGUUUUCUACAUUUUAAUAUUAUAGAAAGAUUUUUUUAUUGUAUUAUAGACCUAUCUAGAAAAGAUGCAUCACUGUUUCUUCAUAUACAUGUGUACAUAGUGUUUCAUUGAAUUAACCCAGUUUCCAUAGAGUUGAUAUUUCCUAUAAUGAUUUAUAUAAUGUUGAUUUGAUAGCGGAAAGUUAACCCAAUGCUCAUAGUAUUAAUUGAUCCUGUUACCUGUAUAAAAACCAAUUAUGUACAGUUUGGAGAGCCCUCCUUGUUACCUACGUUUUUUCUAUGGGGGAUGUCUUGUGUACAUGUGUACGUUAUUCCACUGAAAUGAGAUGUACAUUUAUUGAUAAAACUGUUUUGAGUGAGUUGAAUGCAACAUAUACAAAACCAUUUUAUGUAUACUAUUAAAGUUACAUAUAGUGAUCA